Emys orbicularis (European pond turtle) is the source of this 2043-nucleotide messenger RNA. It is a transcript of the gene DHX33, whose product is annotated as DEAH-box helicase 33. Gene Ontology annotation, biological process: positive regulation of transcription by RNA polymerase I. Bases 1 to 2043 code for a protein of 680 amino acids. The transcript is spliced from 12 exons. Gene Ontology annotation, cellular component: intracellular anatomical structure; nucleolus. The record is from RefSeq and is a predicted model, not a curated record. NCBI's taxonomy places the organism in Eukaryota, Metazoa, Chordata, Testudines, Emydidae. Gene Ontology annotation, molecular function: double-stranded RNA binding; ATP binding; helicase activity.
AUGCCUCAGGACGGCGAGCUGCCCCCGGCCAAGAGACUGAAGCUGGCGCCCCCUCCCCGCAGAGCCAUGCUGCUGGCGCCGCCCGGAGCCAAGCGCCAGCCGCUGGCUCCCAGCGCCGGGGAGACGCAGCGCAGGAGCCUCCCCAUCUUCCAGGCCCGGGGGCCGCUGCUCAGCCAGCUCCGGAGCCUGGACAGCGCCAUCCUCAUCGGGGAAACAGGCUCAGGGAAGACGACUCAGAUCCCACAGUACCUCUAUGAAGCAGGAAUCGGCCGCCAAGGCAUCAUUGCGGUGACCCAGCCUCGUAGAGUAGCUGCUAUAUCCUUAGCUACUAGAGUCUCGGAUGAGAAGAAAACAGAGCUGGGAAAACUGGUCGGCUACACGGUGCGCUUUGAAGAUUUCACCUCCGAAGAGACGCGAAUCAAGUUCCUAACGGAUGGGAUGCUUCUCCGCGAAGCCAUUGGCGAUCCCCUGCUGCGCAAAUACAGUGUCGUCAUUCUAGACGAAGCUCAUGAGAGGACAAUACACACAGACGUGCUCUUUGGGGUGGUGAAAGCGGCGUUAAAGAAACGGAAGGAUUUGGGCAAAUUCCCACUCAAAGUGGUGAUCAUGUCAGCUACUAUGGACGUAGACCAGUUCUCUCAGUACUUCAACGGAGCCCCAGUUCUCUAUCUAGAAGGUCGGCAACAUCCAAUCCAGAUCUUUUACACCAAACAGCCUCAGAGUGAUUACCUCCAAGCAGCACUGGUGUCGGUCUUCCAAAUCCAUCAGGAAGCACCUUCUUCUCAGGACAUCCUGGUGUUUCUAACUGGUCAGGAAGAGAUCGAAGCGAUGACCAAAACCUGCCGAGACAUCGCCAAGCACCUUCCCGAUGGCUGCCCCCAGAUGGUGGUGAUGCCCCUCUAUGCUUCACUGCCAUACACACAGCAGCUCCGAGUCUUUCAGGCUGCACCCAAGGGCUAUCGCAAAGUGAUCCUUUCAACCAACAUUGCGGAAACCUCCAUCACCAUUGCGGGAAUAAAAUACGUUGUGGACACAGGCAUGGUUAAAGCAAAGAAGUUCAGCCCUGAGAGUGGCCUGGAAGUGUUGGCUGUGCAGCGGGUGUCAAAGGCCCAGGCAUGGCAGCGUACAGGGCGAGCGGGACGAGAGGACAGUGGAAUCUGUUACCGGCUCUACACAGAGGAUGAGUUCGAGAAGUUUGAUAAAAUGACAAUACCUGAGAUACAGAGGUGUAACCUGGCCAGUGUGAUGCUACAGCUCCUGGCUCUGAGAAUUCCCAACGUUCUCACCUUCGACUUUAUGUCCAAGCCAUCCCCAGAUGCCAUUCAGGCAGCCAUUGAGCAACUGGAUCUGCUGGGGGCUGUGGACCGGAAGGAGGAUCAGGUUACUCUGACCCCACUGGGAAGGAAGAUGGCAGCAUUUCCUCUGGAACCCAAAUUUUCUAAAACUAUCCUCAUGUCCCCCAAGUUCCACUGCACGGAGGAGAUCCUGACCAUCGUGUCCCUGCUCUCGGUGGACAGCAUCCUCUACAACCCCCCAUCCCGGCGGGAUGAAGUGCAGUCUGUCCGGAAGAAGUUCAUUUCCAGCGAGGGGGAUCACCUCACCCUGCUCAACGUCUACAGAGCCUUUAAAAAUGUCAGCGGUAAUAAGGAAUGGUGCAGAGAGAACUUUGUGAACAACAGGAACAUGAUGCUGGUGUCAGACGUCAGAGCUCAGCUCAGGGACAUUUGCCUAAAGCUAUCAUUACCGAUUGAGUCCUCCCGAUCGGACACGGGGAAUAUCCGCCGCUGCCUGGCUCACAGCCUCUUCAUGAACACUGCAGAGUUGCGGCCGGAUGGCACCUAUGCCACCGUAGACUCCCACCAGCUGGUGGCAAUACAUCCCUCCUCGGUCCUCUUCCACUGCAAGCCAGCCUGCGUCACGUACAACGAGCUGCUUCACACCAACAAGUGCUACAUGAGGGACCUGUGUGUAGUGGAUGCAGACUGGCUGUAUGAUGCUGCACCCGACUACUUCCGCAGGAAGCUAAGAGCAGCCAAGAACUGA